AUACUACAACUGUUCUCUCUACUCAUCACUCUCAGACUGAGCGGGUGGGCGAGCGGGAGAAACGAAAGAUCGUGAAAAUGCUGAGCCUCUCUGUAGCUGCUCCUUCGAGCGUUUUCUGUUCCUCUUCAAAAAUCAUAUCCGCAAAUGCGAAAUCAUCCUCCUUCCAUGGCAUCCGAAUUCAGCAUGUCCUGCCACUUCGGAUGCCCUCUUCGCGAAACCCUGCUUCGUCUGUGGUGAUGAUGGCGAAGAGAGAGGAAGAACUGAAGGAGAUUAGAGCCAAGACCACCGAAGAACUAAACGAAGAGAUUGUCGAUCUCAAGGGUGAACUCUUCAUGCUCCGAUUGCAGAAAUCAGUCCGUAAUGAGUUCAAAUCCAGCGACUUCCGUCGAAUGCGAAAAAGAAUUGCACGCAUGCUUACAGUAAGAAGGGAAAGAGAGAUUGAAGAGGGAAUCAACAAGAGGUUAUCAAGAAAGCUUGACCGGCAAUGGAAGAAAAACAUUAUUGUCAGGCCGCCACCAUCUCUCAAGAAAUUGCAAGAGGAGGAGGCAGCAGCAGAAAAAGCAGAAGCAGAAAAGUCAACAUGAGCCUGACUUUCACAUUGUAAUCACUUUGGUCUUUGGUAGCAGAGUAGCAGCAUUAGUUGAAUUUGUCAAUCUUUCUGUAUCACAUCAUCAAUUUAUUUAGACAGUUAAUUUCUUCUUGUGGAAGGGAGUAUAAUUUAAAUACAUGUUUUUUUGUGUAUGUGUGUAAGGACUUGAAAGUUGAAAGUAGUUGCCUCAAUGCUUGCUGAUGAAUAUGAAUCAGUUGCAGGUGGGGCCCUUCUUCAGAGGUGGCAAUUGCAUUGGGUUAUUCUGAUC
Nelumbo nucifera (sacred lotus) is the source of this 857-nucleotide messenger RNA. RefSeq names its product Ribosomal L29 family protein. Gene Ontology annotation, molecular function: structural constituent of ribosome. Gene Ontology annotation, cellular component: chloroplast; ribosome. Gene Ontology annotation, biological process: translation. NCBI's taxonomy places the organism in Eukaryota, Viridiplantae, Streptophyta, Magnoliopsida, Proteales, Nelumbonaceae. The record is from RefSeq and is a predicted model, not a curated record.